Molecule: messenger RNA, 1374 nt
Organism: Dujonia railenensis
Lineage: Eukaryota; Fungi; Ascomycota; Pichiomycetes; Serinales; Debaryomycetaceae
Source: the annotation of a GenBank genome assembly
AUGGCACGUACAGUGGAAGUGACGCCGUACGAAUAUCCCAAUGACAAGCCGUCGUACAAGAAGUCGGAAUUUCAACAAUUGUUGAAAAUAUUGAACACAUACAAAACCAACAUAGCCGUAGGGUUGAUAACAAUCAUCACGUUGCUCUCGACGAUAAGACUUAUAUUGUUUAGACCAACAACCUACUAUACCCCUGACUUCAGCCGUUUACCUAACGUUCAGUAUUUUGACUUGGACCAUUACACUGGGAGCCCAGAUGGUUGGCAGAGAGACGAGAGGGUCUUGUUCUGUGUUCCCUUGAGAGACGCCGCUGCCCACUUGCCAAUGUUUUUUGGACACAUGAGAAACGUCACGUAUCCACACAACCUUAUUGACUUGGCAUUCUUGGUUAGUGAUUCCUCAGACGACACUAUGGGCUCGUUGGAGGCCCACCUCAAGGCCAUUCAGUCCGAUCCAGACGUGUCCAUGAGGUUCGGCGAGAUUGAAAUCUACGAGAAAGAUUUUGGUCAAGUUAUCGGACAGGGGUUCAGUGAUAGACACGGGUUCGCUGCUCAGGGCCCCAGAAGAAAAUUAAUGGCUAGAGCUAGAAACUGGCUUUGGUCGGUGGCCAUAAAGCCUUACCAUUCGUUUGUAUACUGGAGAGAUGCUGAUGUAGAAACUGUACCUCCUACGAUUUUAGAAGACUUGAUGCAUCACGACAAGGAUGUCAUUGUACCCAACGUUUGGAGACCUCUCCCAGAUUGGUUAGGAAACCAGCAACCGUACGAUUUAAACUCAUGGCAAGAAUCUGAUGGGGGAUUACAAUUAGCUGAAGGUUUGGAUGAAGAUGCAUGUAUUGUAGAAGGUUACGUGGAAUAUCAAACGUGGAGACCGCAUUUGGCCUACUUGAGAGACCCCUAUGGUGACCCAGAAGUCGAAAUGGAUUUGGAUGGUAUUGGAGGUGUUUCCAUUUUGACCAAGGCUAGGGUUUUCAGAACGGGUUCACAUUUCCCAGCAUUCUCCUUUGAGAAGCACGCAGAAACUGAAGCAUUUGGAAAAUUGUCCAAGAGAAUGGGCUACUCGGUGGUUGGUUUACCGCAUUACGUCAUCUGGCACAUUUAUGAACCAUCUUCGGAUGAUUUGAAGCAUAUGGAAUGGAUGGCAUUGGAAGAGGUGAAACAAAAGGAAGAGGCUAAGAUUAGAAAAGUCUAUGACAAGGUAUGGGGAGAAGCGUUCGAUGACGUUCAAAUUGCAUGGAAGAAGGAGAGAGAUGAUUUCUUGAAGAAUACCGAUAUGACGGCGUUGAGAAAGAUUGAAGUUGAUUGGAGUGAUGCUGAUGGGUUUGACAUUGAUGCCAAUAAGAAAGAUGAGCACAUUGCAGAUUUCAAUCCUUAA